This is a messenger RNA of Paramisgurnus dabryanus, 3211 nucleotides long. RefSeq lists its product as uncharacterized. Gene Ontology annotation, molecular function: ubiquitin-protein transferase activity. The record is from RefSeq and is a predicted model, not a curated record. Lineage: Eukaryota; Metazoa; Chordata; Actinopteri; Cypriniformes; Cobitidae.
AUGUGGUGCGGGCACGAGCUAGCUAGCGUGGUGGAUUGUUGUCUUUCAGUCAAUAGUGAGACCUCAACAUGGCUUCUGGAAACGACAGGGUAGCGGGUCUGUCGCCCCAAGCUGAGGUAGCAGCUCGGGCUUUUGUGCAGUUAUUGACCCGGGAGCUGUCCUCGGCCCCAAGCGCAACGAGAGAGAGUACAGUAGUCAGGGCUGGAGGCAGUGCUGCUCCUCUGCCGGGUAGCGAUGCUAGGGUGAGACAGGCUAUGAGAAGGCAGUUCCCGAGUAUGUUUAAUAAAGAUCAGCCAAGAGGAAAAAGACGAUUCUCGACACCUGCCGCUUGCAUUGUAAAAAGGACAGACUUUCACAUUUAUGUCCUUUCGGAACCCAGUCAGUUCACACCAAAGGGCUCAGAAGAGCUAGAACUUGCCCAUGCUGGCCUUGGGAAGAGGAUUUUGAGUAUACCAGACCACUUGAAACAUGAUGAGAUUGUAGCUCUACUUGAAGAGGAAUAUCCUAAACUUAAGACCUUACAAGGAGGUUGGAUGUUUUUCAAGUCUACAGGUGGUAGCGGACGUCGCAAGCUGUCAAUAAUUCCAACUGACGCUGAGGGUUACUCCACAAGGCUUCUUAAAUCAGCAUCCAACAAUGGGAAAAACAUUGUAUUUGUAGUUCCACUACAGGAGAAGCUUUCUACUGAACCACUUUCCUAUGAUUCAGUAGAGUUCGCCAAGAUGCCACAGUCCAAAUGCAUUACAUGUGGCAGUCAAAUGCCUUUGCAGCUGUUGCCGUUGCAUGUGGAGGGAUGCAAUGGCACAUUGACUGAGAGUGAAUCUGGAACAUCUCUUGAUGAAGAUUGUUCAGUUGUUGAGCAGCCAGUCCCAUCUACCACAGGCAUGGAUGAAUCCUUGACGGUCUGCCCAAUCUGUCUUGCAUCGUACUCAGCUGAUGUUCUCCCAUAUCAUGCAAGCACAUGUGGUGACAGAAUGAACUGUGCUCAACCCAGCAUAGCAGCCAGUCCCUCAAGGGGAGAAGAAUUGCCCGGACCCUCAAGGGGAGAAGAAUUUCCAGGACCUUCAAGGGGAGAAGAAUUGCCAGGGACCUCAGUUCCACAAUCGUCAGCAGCUUCAACCUGGGCCACUGAAGUCGACCCGCAAAAAGCAUGCCAGUUGUUUAGAGAAGAUUUGCUGAACCGUUAUUCUGAAAGUCCACGCCUCUCUCUAUCACUCGACAUGUUUGAUGCAGAAGAAGAACAGGACAGUGCAUUGAUUUCCUUCUAUAAGAAGAAUAAUGUGAACUGGGCAGCUCCAUUCAAGUGCAGGCUGAGAGGAGAUGCAGCAGUGGGUGAUGGUGUCAACAGACAUGUUUUGUCGAUGACCAUGCAGAAAUUGAAAACUGGCUUCAGAAUAAAUUUAGGCUCUGCUGCUACUACAACCCUUUUUGAGGGGGAUAAAGAACAUAGGGUUCCCUCAGCAACUGCUGUCCUGCGGGAAAGCAACCUAUUUGAGAUGGCAGGCCGUAUGAUCGGCCAUUCUUUCCUGCAUGGUGGGUCCAGCUUCUCUGGACUCAGUUUGCCUGUGGUGACCCUAUUGACUGGUGAAAGCAUUGACACUGCAGCAUCAGCUCUGACACUAGAGGACUGUCCUGAUAUUGACCAUCGUGAAACAAUUGGUUUGCUGAAGAAUGCUGAACUUACUGCAGAAGAAAACACCAAAGUGACUGAUCUUUGCCUGUUCUGGGAUCUUCCAUUUCCAACCUCCACCAAUCGUGUCUGGUUGUUCCAGGAAUUGCUUUCACAUGCAGUACUUCACCGCGUUAAACAGCCAAUUAAACAAAUACGGAAAGGCCUUAAACAAACAGGAAUCUGGCCACUUCUUUCAAAGAGGGCAGAUGUCCACCCCAUAAUUUUCCCAAGGGAGUCAAGGGAGGAGCUUAACCCACAGACCGUGAUCCAGAGCAUUACCUGGCCACAACCCAACCUUGACAGCGACGAGGAUGAGGACGACAUUGUUCCAUUGGAGAAAAUCAGUCUUGUCACUGGAUUUUUGAGAAAAUUCAUAGAGGAAGCGUCACCAGAUGUGCUGCGUGACCUGAUGAAGUUUUGGGUGGGGUGGGAACUGCCAACAAGAGAACUCAAUGUUGCGGUUGUGACCUCUACUUAUCCAGUGGCUCACACCUGCUUCUACAAGUUGAAGCUCCCCAGCCACUACCAGACCUACAAGAUUUUUCACCAGGACUUGAUUAUGGCCCUCAGUUCUGUAAGUUCUGGCUUUGGACUUGUGUAGGUGCAAAUGUCAUCAACUUCUAGCACUCAGUUCCUCUUUUGAAAUGGAAUCACUUAGAGUAAUUCCUGAAAAUUUUUGCACCAUUAAUGGUACAAAGUUUGAUUAUUCUACUUGAUUGUCAGGCACCACAUUCACCUCUCAAUAGAUACUGUUUUGGUGAUUUGUUUUUAGCCUGUUUUUUUUUUAUUUGCACUAGUUUUUUUAUUUUCAUGUUCUUAAUCUAGCUGCCAGUGUCUAGUUUAUUAACCGCAGACUUCCAUAGACAUUUAGUUGUAAUUAUUGAACAAUUUAUACAGCUAGUACAUGUUUAAUACAUUCAGAUAAUUAGGUAGAUACCAGUUUCUGUAAUGUUACUGUUGCCCUUUUAGAGGCAAUGUUCUAAGAAUGUUGGUUUUGUAAAGCCGAUUUGUCUAAAUUUGUUACCCCUUUACAGUGAUGUGUGUAAAUACAACUGUACUUCUACAUUUGAUACAUUUACACAAGCCUUCACAGAAUGUUAUGUUCCAUUGAACAAUAUUAAAGGUUUUAAACAUUCAGAUAAUUAGGUAGAUUCCAGUUUCUGCAAUGUUACUGUUUUACAGGCAAUGUUUUAAAAAUGUUGGUUUUGUAAAGCCGAUUUGUCUGAAUUUGUUACCCCUUUACAGUGAUGUGUGUAAAUACAACUGUACUACUACAUUUGAUACAUUUACACAAGCCUUCACAGAAUGUUAUGUUCCAUUGAACAAUAUUAAAGGUUUUAAACAUUCAGAUAAUUAGGUAGAUUCCAGUUUCUGCAAUGUUACUGUUUUACAGGCAAUGUUUUAAAAAUGUUGGUUUUGUAAAGCCGAUUUGUAUGAAUUUGUUACCCCUUUACAGUGAUGUGUGUAAAUACAACUGUACUACUACAUUUGAUACAUUUACACAAGACUUCACAGAAUGUUGUGUUCCAUUGAACAAUA